Ahaetulla prasina is the source of this 2458-nucleotide messenger RNA. RefSeq names its product G protein-coupled receptor 180 (gene GPR180). Bases 84 to 1415 code for a protein of 443 amino acids. Gene Ontology annotation, biological process: response to pheromone; G protein-coupled receptor signaling pathway. The record is from RefSeq and is a predicted model, not a curated record. NCBI's taxonomy places the organism in Eukaryota, Metazoa, Chordata, Lepidosauria, Squamata, Colubridae. The transcript has 9 exons.
CCGCCUGGUUUCCGUUCGCCUCAGGGCGAGUUGCAGACGUGGUCGGGAUGGGGGAGAGGUGACGGCGGGGUGCCGGGGAAGCCAUGGAGCGGCUUCUGUGCUUCAUCUGGGUCGCGCUCUGGAGCGGCAGUUGCGCUUGGAUGCGCGGGGCGCAAGGCAAGACCGUCCAUGGCGGCUUCUCCAGCGCCGCGGCCCGCGCCCGGGCCGGCCAGGUGGUGGCUCGGUUCCAAUUCCGAGGUGAUUGUGCUCUUCUGUAUGUCAGAAUCAACAACGUGGCAACUGCUGUUGGAAAAGAAGCAAAGCUUCAUCUCUUUCAAGCUCAGGAAUGGCUAAAGCUUCAAGAAAGCCAGCAGGAUUACAGCUGUAAAGAAAAACUGGCUAAAGCUCAGCUGAUAAUGAACAUGAACUGCACUGAACAAAAUAUAACAGUAUCCCAGGUCCCUUAUCCAGACACGUGGUAUGUAUUUUAUGUCGACAAGUUUACCUGUGCGGAGACAUAUGAAGACUCUGAAUCUGAGGAUGUUCAAUUUGAAAUGGUGCUACUAAAUCCAGAUGCAGAACGGAAUCCAUUAGAUCACUUUAGUGCAGGGGAAUCAGGCUUACAUGAGUUCUUCUUCCUACUUGUCCUGGGUUAUUUUGUUGCUGCCUGCAUUUACGCUCAGUCCUUGUGGCAAACAAUUAAGAAAGGGGGACCUAUGCACACGGUGCUCAAAGUGCUCUCUGUAGUUUUGCUCCUGCAAGCAGCUUCAGCUCUUGCAAACUAUCUGCAUUUUUCAAGUUAUUCAAAAAAUGGAGUAGGAUUGCCUUUUAUGGGGAGCCUUGCAGAAUUGUGUGACAUAAUCUCUCAGGUGCAGAUGUUGUACCUGCUACUGAGUCUUUGCAUGGGAUGGGCAAUUGGUAGAAUGAAGAAAUCUCAGAGCAAACCUCUCCAAUGGGAUUCCAGUCCAGCAUCCACCGCCAUUGCCAUAACUGCUGUUGUGACACAGACCAUUCUUCUUAUUUGGGAGCAGCUUGAGGAUACCAAUCACCAUAGUUACCAUUCACACCAAAGUUUAGCCGGUGCACUUCUCCUUGGCUUAAGAAUUUGUCUAGCUGUAUUGUUAGGAUGCGGACUUUACCAGAUUAUCCGAAUUGAGAGGAGUACUCUAAAAAGAGAAUUCUAUAUUACUUUCACAAAGGGAUGUAUUCUGUGGUUUUUAUGCCAUCCAACUCUUGUGACUAUAUCUCUAAUGUUUAGAGAUUAUCAGCGAGAAAAGAUUAUUACCAUGGGUGUCAUUCUCUGCCAGCUGUUUUCCAUGGUCCUUCUGUACCGGCUCUUUGUUUCCCAUAGUCUUUACUGGGAAGUGUCCUCUCUCUCUUCAGUGACAUUGCCUCUAACAGUAGCAUCUGGACAUAAAAGUCGGCAUCACUUCUGAAAUUCCCUUUGGAGAUUUCUUGGCAACGGUGCAAUAAAGAUUUGGAAACGGAGCAGCUAUUUUCAGCAGUAACUCAGCUCAAGAAUAGCUAAAUAAUUAGAAGACAGCAUUUUGCUCUCGCUGGAUCACAACAAAUGCAGGAAUGAUUGGAAUUUAUCAAAAAUAGUGAUAAAACACACUUCUUUUUUUCUUUUUUUUUCUUUUUCUUUUUUUGCUAUUUGGAUGAACAUGUGAUUUUAGCCACGUUUUCACUCCAAAUCUGCCUCAUUUGCAUUAAAGUUCAAAUUUCGAUAAUGAUAAAUUUAAACUAAUUGGACGGAAGAGUUUGGCAGUUCAGAUAAUACAUAAUAAUAAUACAUAUCUUGUUUAAGGUGGCUUUAAGACAAAAAACUUAUGCCGAAGUUUAAUGGGACUUAAACUGUAAUAGGUCCAUAAAAAUGGUGUAUAAUGUUUACAGUGAACAAUAGUUCUCAUUAUUACUUUCUUGCCUUGAGGCUUGGAUGUAGUUCAGUUUUUAGCUUGAUUGCCAGUUGUGUUUUAAUUCUGUGUUUGACAUUUUACAAGAGCAGAAGGGUGAUUAACUAACUCUUUAAGUUUAAAAAAAAAAAACACAGCCACAUGGUUGUACAAGGAGCAGGUUUAUGCCUCCUAAACUGAGGAGAGAGAAAAAAUCAAAAUGUGUUGAUGCAGUACUACAGUUUUAAUCCUGAGAGAAUUCGAUGAGGAUUCAGUCAUAAUUAAGCCAUAGCUGCAGAUUAAAUUAAUAGAAGCAUUUCAAAUGUUAGUUUCAGUCAUCAACUACCCAUGAAUUCCUGCCCAAGGAUAUUUAAUCAGGAUUAAAUUUUCUCUGAAUAAUUGAAAAACAAAAUACUCAUUGGAUUUGCUGUAAUUCAAGUUGGCGUUUGUGUUCUGAGCAGUUGCCAUUUUUGCAGCCAUUGUAACAGAGCAACACUUAUCAGUGGUACAUUUAGGCUGUUGCAGUAAAUGCAGACUUUAAUUGAAGUGCCUAUUUAUUGCUCCAAAUUAAAAUCCUAUGAACAGUA